AUGCAUCGCCGAAAAGCCAAAGGAACUCAGAAUUCGACUCCUUCGAAUUCCUCAAGAGCAAAUACACCUUCUCAUGACCCAGACAUUGCUUAUCAGCGAACACGGGAUACCCUCAUCGAGGCUGUCAAGCUCGUCAAGGCGGGGACCGAGGCUACUUCAUUUCUGGGACCUCUCAAAGCAGUUUGCGAGAUUUCCCUUCUAUUCCUUGAGAUAACCAGGAGUGUAAACGAGAACACCAAAGGACUCAGAAUACUCAGGGAUAGUCUUGAAUUACAUAUAUACAUCUUGGAUGAAGGAUAUCUCCAAGCUGUCGAGGACGGACGCAUGGACCGGAUGCCCACCGCGCUCAAGGAUUUCAACAAUGCAUCGAGAGAUUACAUUGUCGCUCUGAAGGGCACACUCUCCAAAAUGGAUGAGUUGAAGCACGGCAGAGAUCAAGGCGUCAAAGGAUUUUUCAGAAAGAUCACGGAUGCCAAGAUCGAUACCGGAAAUAUUGCAGAAUACAAACAGGAAAUCUUACAAGCUACGCGGGUAUUCGAGGAUACGACCAAGCUCUGUCAAAUUCAGCUGCAAGCAGAAGUGUGGAAACAUAAGACGUGUCUACCGGGCACACGCGUACCGAUUCUGCAGGAGAUUCGGCAAUGGCGUCUGGAUUCCAACGCAGACAAGCGCAUCUUUUGGCUCUGCGACGUUGGCGGGUCUGGAAAGUCCACGGUCACAUUGACGAUGUGCGAGGAAUGGGAUAAUACCAAAGAUGUUCUAGUUGGUCGGUUCUUCUUUUCGAAGAAUGCUCGGCAGACAUCAGAGACGGAUGAUUUCUGCUCCGUCAUCGCAGGGGAUAUUGGUGCUCAAAACGAGACAAUCCUAGAGCAAAUAAAGAUGAUAAAAGAAAGAGAUCCUCACCUUCUCAUACGAGGACUGCGCCAUCAGUUCACCAAACUCAUCGAAGAACCAUUGCAACUUGCAAAGACGGAUAUUGUCCUCGUGAUCGACGCAGUGGAUGAGUGCAAGGAGGAGAUGCGGGGAGAGCUAAUCAAACUACUGGUUGAGAAGCUUUCGUCGAUGCCUAAACUCAAACUGUUUAUAACGAGCCGGCCAGAGCCAGACAUCACCGCGAUACUCCAGGGUAGAGCGAUUGUACGCGGAAUGCAUUUCAAGAUGCACGGUAAAGAGCAGCAGUCCAACUUGGAUGACAUUAGGGCCUACGUCGAUGUACAUCUCGUCAAACUGCUUACCGAGCCUCAGCGCCGGCAGAUUGUAGAACGCUCAAACGGACUUUUCAUCUGGAUCACAACGGCACAUCUUGAGCUACGACGAGCUCAAGGUCCGGACGCACUUGGUGCGACUCUCACAUCCCUCUUGACGCGAGGCGAGGGCGGGGACAUUAACCAGGUCUAUACAAGCAUCCUUCGCCGACUGCGACGAGAGCCAUCCAGCGGCACCAUACAUAAGAUUAUGGGCACUCUCCUAACCUUGUUCGAGCCGGUGUCGACAGAGGUUUUGGGGAAGAUGACUGGGAUCAUAGAUUCUGAGCUAGAGCCGAUCUUAGAGUCGAUGCAGAGUAUAUUUCGGGUGGAGACUGUGGUAGAGUUUCUACAUCCCACAUUUCGAGAAUACCUUCUUAGCCGACACAACGUGGAUAUGCCAUUUGAGUCGACAGCAAUGCAAUCAGGCUUGGCCGUGUCUGUCCUCACAGUGCUUCAGGAGGAUCUGAAGGAGGACAUUUGUGGCAUUUCCCUGCCAAACGAACCUUAUCCAAAGAAUGCAGACGUUGUGGAUCUGGAUGGACGUUUGGAACAAUUAUGGGCAAGAUGUCCAGCACUACCUUAUGCAGCAAAGUACUGGGGCUAUCAUGCGUCUACGGUUGUAACGGAGAAACAUGUGCUCCAACUGCUGCAAAGGUUUUUAGAAAGUCAAAUUUUGCACCUCGUAGAGCUGUUAAGCUUGAUGGGUCACAUGCAUCUUAUUCGAAAUUUCGAGGAGAUUCGGCGAAGUUGUGAAUACCAAGGGUUGGGUGAUGAGGUCGAGGUAUGCCAUGAUACAGUUAGACUUGUCCAGAGGCAUCAAAAAAUACUAGAGAAGAGUGCGCUGGAUAUCUACUCUUCAGGGCUACUAUUCCUCCCUCGAAAGUCACAACUGUGGACGAUAUACAAGAGCAAGUUUUCAGAUCGACUACCAAAAAUCAUUGGAGGACCAUCAGUGCAUUGGCCCUCACACCAGACUUUGACUGGACAUACCAAUACUGUCCAGUGUCUGGCCUUCUCGCCAGAUGGGCGCCGUCUUGCGUCUGGAUCUCGGGAUCGCACUGGAGGUCCAUGUCUGGCCUUCUCGCCAGAUGGGCGCCGUCUUGCAUCUGGAUCUCGGGAUCGCACUGUACGCCUGUGGGAUGGGACCACCGGUGCAAGCCUUGGGACGCUUGAGGGACAUACCAAUUGGGUCUCAUGUCUGGCCUUCUCGCCAGAUGGGCGCCGUCUUGCAUCUGGAUCUGGGGAUCGCACUGUACGCCUGUGGGAUGGGACCACCGGUGCAAGCCUUGGGACGCUUGAGGGACAUACCGGUACUAUCCAAUGUCUGGCCUUCUCGCCAGAUGGGCGCCGUCUUGCAUCUGGAUCUCAGGAUCGCACUGUACGCCUGUGGGAUGGGACCACCGGUGCAAGCCUUGGGACGCUUGAGGGACAUACCAGGGAGGUCCAUGUCUGGCCUUCUCGCCAGAUGGGCGCCGUCUUGCAUCUGGAUCUCGGGAUCGCACUGUACGCCUGUGGGAUGGGACCACCGGUGCAAGCCUUGGGACGCUUGAGGGACAUACCAGUGGGUCCAUGUCUGGCCUUCUCGCCAGAUGGGCGCCGUCUUGCAUCUGGAUCUGGGGAUCGCACUGUACGCCUGUGGGAUGGGACCACCGGUGCAAGCCUUGGGACGCUUGAGGGACAUACCUGGGUCUCAUGUCUGGCCUUCUCGCCAGAUGGGCGCCGUCUUGCGUCUGGCUCUCGGGAUCGCACUGUACGCCUGUGGGAUGGGACCACCGGUGCAAGCCUUGGGACGCUUGAGGGACAUACCAAUGGGCGCCGUCUUGCGUCUGGCUCUCAGGAUCGCACUGUACGCCUGUGGGAUGGGACCACCGGUGCAAGCCUUGGGACGCUUGAGGGACAUACCAGGGAGGUCUCAUGUCUGGCCUUCUCGCCAGAUGGGCGCCGUCUUGCAUCUGGAUCUGGGAUCGCACUGUACGCCUGUGGGAUGGGACCACCGGUGCAAGCCUUGGGACGCUUGAGGGACAUACCUGGGGGUCUCAUGUCUGGCCUUCUCGCCAGAUGGGCGCCGUCUUGCAUCUGGAUCUCGGGAUCGCACUAUGGGCGCCGUCUUGCGUCUGGCUCUCAGGAUCACACUGUACGCCUGUGGGAUGGGACCACCGGUGCAAGCCUUGGGACGCUUGAGGGACAUACCUGGGAGGUCUCAUGUCUGGCCUUCUCGCCAGAUGGGCACCGUCUUGCGUCUGGCUCUCAUGAUCGCACUGUAUGCCUGUGGGAUGGGACCACCGGUGCAAGCCUUGGGACGCUUGAGGGACAUACCAAUUGGGUCUCAUGUCUGGCCUUCUCGCCAGAUGGGCGCCGUCUUGCGUCUGGCUCUCAUGAUCGCACUGUACGCCUGUGGGAUAUCACCACCCCACUCAGUUUGGAACCUCCUUAUGAGCUCAAUCAUGUUCCCAGGCAUUUAUAUUUCUUCCAAGGUGGACAUUUCUUACAUGUGGACAAUGGACCAGUACUCAAUGUCUCCCACAAUCGCCUUCAGUCACUCUCAUCUCCAUGUCCGAGUGUCACGCCCAACCAUGAGCAUUCCACAGUAGCUGUUGACUACACCAGUCAGGAGCUGUGGUCU
Serendipita indica DSM 11827 is the source of this 3870-nucleotide messenger RNA. The record is from the annotation of a GenBank genome assembly. NCBI's taxonomy places the organism in Eukaryota, Fungi, Basidiomycota, Agaricomycetes, Sebacinales, Serendipitaceae.